This is a messenger RNA of Musca vetustissima, 1541 nucleotides long. It is a transcript of the gene Rcd5, whose product is annotated as microspherule protein 1. The coding region runs from base 8 to 1540 and encodes 510 amino acids. Gene Ontology annotation, cellular component: NSL complex; MLL1 complex; Ino80 complex. Gene Ontology annotation, biological process: positive regulation of transcription by RNA polymerase II. The transcript has 4 exons. Gene Ontology annotation, molecular function: protein binding; G-quadruplex RNA binding. NCBI's taxonomy places the organism in Eukaryota, Metazoa, Arthropoda, Insecta, Diptera, Muscidae. The record is from RefSeq and is a predicted model, not a curated record.
CAAAUAAAUGGCGUCAUUAGCAACAAAUGACAAUCCUAAUGAUUUGCCAACUUCAGCCACUACAACUCCUUUGCAGAAUUUACCAAUUGAAUUACAGAACGACCAAAAACGACGAAGUUCAUCGCGCUCUAUCAAACGUAAGCGAUUUGAUGACGAAAUAGUGGAGUACAGUGUAAGUUUACAGUCCCGCAGCGAACAAUCACGUAGCACCAGACCACGAACCACUUCUCAAACAUAUGUGCAACCUGUGCCACCAGCACCUCCAGUACCAAUCUUACAGCCACCAACAACAGUCGAAUUGGAAAAACCGACGGCAAGUUCCGUGCCCAUAACUACAGCAGUAGCGGCGGCAACUCCUUUACCAUCUGCGGUUGCGAGUGGUACUAACUCGGUUGUAGUAGGCCCUACCGGUCAUAAUUUAAGUACGGAAAGUAAACCGACAAGCGGUUUCAUGGCUGCCGAAAGACGACGAGCUGGUGGUAGGUCCCAGCAGAAGAAGUCACGAAAAUCGGGACGACCACCUUCUCAUAUGUUAAUGAAAGAUUUGGGCCGUUGGAAGCCAGUCGAUGAUUUGGCAUUAAUUAUAGGCAUGCUACAAACAAACGACUCCCGAAUAGUUCAUCGGGGUACAAAAUUUUCUUGUAAAUUCACACUGACGGAGGUGCAAAAUAGAUGGUCUGCAUUGUUGUACGAGCCGGCAUUGUCCCGUAUCGCCGUGGCAGCAAUGCGUAACUUACAUCCAGAAAUAAUUGAAUCCGUGCAGAGAAAGGCUUUGUUCAGCACAGCUGAAGAAGAGCUAUUGGCCACCAUCAAAUCGACUGACAAUCCUAAAUUGGAACAGUUCCAAGAGCUAUUGGAUAAAAAUGCCUCAGUCUUCUACAGUGCCCGCACAGCCAAGUCUCUACAAAAUCAUUGGCAAAUGAUGAAACAAUAUCAAUUGCUUUCCGAUCAAGUUGUCAACAUCAGUGAUCAACCCCUGACAUUUUCUGAUGCUGAGGAUCUUAUUAAGGACGCGGAAUUGAAUGAGCAAAGAGACGAGGCAUUGGAGAUUGAGUUGGCAUUGGCCGAUCGACAAAAUAAACGUGAAAUUCGUUUGUUGGAAAAUGAACUAAGUCGUUGGAAUGUCUUGGUAGAUUCGAUGACUGGUGUGGGUAUUGCCCCGGAAUUUGAUGGUCAAACAUUGGCAGUUAUGCGAGGCCGUUUGGUACGGUAUUUAAUGCGUUCCAAAGAGAUAACUUUUGGUCGCGAUGCCAAGGAUUGUGUUGUCGAUGUUGAUUUGUCACUGGAAGGGCCAGCCACAAAAAUCUCCCGCAAACAAGGAACCAUCAAAUUGCGUAGUAAUGGUGAUUUCUUUAUUGCCAACGAGGGCAAACGACCGAUAUUUAUCGAUGGUGUACCAUUGUUGAGUGGUAAUAAAACACGUUUGGCCAACAACUGUGUUGUAGAGAUGGCUGGUUUAAGAUUCGUUUUCUUGGUUAAUUAUGAACUGAUUAAUGCAAUUCGCCAUGAAAGCGCUAAAACUACUUCACCAUUAAAUUAAA